This is a messenger RNA of Cyprinodon variegatus (sheepshead minnow), 1315 nucleotides long. RefSeq names its product jun proto-oncogene. Bases 362 to 1306 code for a protein of 314 amino acids. Gene Ontology annotation, molecular function: DNA-binding transcription factor activity, RNA polymerase II-specific; transcription factor binding; RNA polymerase II cis-regulatory region sequence-specific DNA binding. The record is from RefSeq and is a predicted model, not a curated record. The transcript has a single exon. Gene Ontology annotation, cellular component: transcription regulator complex. Gene Ontology annotation, biological process: regulation of cell cycle; regulation of transcription by RNA polymerase II; regulation of cell population proliferation. Lineage: Eukaryota; Metazoa; Chordata; Actinopteri; Cyprinodontiformes; Cyprinodontidae.
GCAGCUUAGAGGUGGAUAAAGUUCGUCUCCACGUUGGAAGUGAUUUAAAGUAUUACCAGUUUUCGGAGUCUGUUUUUUAUAGUUAUUAGAAAGAGAGGAUAAUACGAACCCGGAGGUUUGAGGGGUAAAACAAAGCAGCUCGGCGGCAAAAGAAGUUUAUUUUCUUGUUUUGGUUUGUCGAUGAGGGGACGGUUCACAAAGGAAAACUUUUCUCGGGACGCAAAGUUGUCAAGUGAGUUGAACUCCCAACAAUAAGCAGCCUCCGCCGCGGGACAGACUGACACCCAUAUGUACCCAGAAACAGUCGGACUCUUUAUUUAAACACGAAUACUUGGAGUGAUAAGAAUUAAAAAAAAGUUUUAUGUCUAGAAAAAGCAGUAAAAUGGAAGCGACCUUCUACGACGAAGCUGUUAACGCCUCCAACUCCCAGCAUGACGGCGCGGCUGUUUACGGGUUUAACCCCAAAACACUGAAACAAACCAUGACCCUGAACCUAAACGACCCGAAACACUUCAAACCCGGGCUGGGGGCCAAGGCCCUGGACAUUCUGACUUCGCCUGAUGUCGGGUUACUGAAGCUGGCCUCGCCGGAGCUGGAGAGGCUGAUCAUCCAGUCCUGCAGCGGGUUGACGACCCCCACCCCGACCCAGUUCGUUUGCCCCAAGAACGUCAGCGACGAGCAGGAGGGAUUCGCCGAGGGGUUCGUAAGGGCCCUGGCUGAGCUCCACUACCAGCAGAUACCCGCCGGAACCAGCGGCGGAGCGGCUCCAUCAUGCGAGGCCGGCGGGAUUCCCUACAGCUGCACGGUGCGCACGGAACCACCCGAAUACACCAACCUGGCCGCCUUUAACCGAACCGUGGGAUCUGCGUCCGCACCUGUUUCAGAGAGGCACCCGCCCACUAGUUAUCCAGGAGCGCCCCCCAACCCCGCGGACCACCAGCUGACGGCGGCGCAGCAGCAGCAGCACCCGCGGCUCCAGGCGCUGAAGGAGGAGCCGCAAACGGUGCCAGAUCUCUCCGGGGAGACGCCUCCGCUGUCCCCGAUCGACAUGGAGACUCAGGAGCGCAUCAAGGCGGAGAGGAAGCGCAUGAGGAACAGAGUGGCUGCGUCCAAGUGCCGGAAAAGGAAGUUGGAGAGAAUCUCCCGGCUGGAGGACAGGGUGAAGAAUUUGAAGACCCAGAACACGGAGCUGGUUUCCUCCGCCAACGUCCUUCGAGACGAGCUGGCUCUGCUCAAGCAGAAGGUCAUGGACCACGUUAACAGCGGCUGUCAGCUCAUCCUGACGCAGCAGCUCCAAGCUUUCUAGACUGCAAAA